This is a messenger RNA of Anolis carolinensis (green anole), 3266 nucleotides long. RefSeq names its product general transcription factor IIIA (gene gtf3a). NCBI's taxonomy places the organism in Eukaryota, Metazoa, Chordata, Lepidosauria, Squamata, Anolidae. Bases 84 to 1109 code for a protein of 341 amino acids. Gene Ontology annotation, cellular component: nucleus. The record is from RefSeq and is a predicted model, not a curated record. The transcript is spliced from 9 exons.
AAUAAACGGCCGCGACGCCUUUCGCGAGCUCGAGAGAGGGGCAGGGCGACAGCGUGGUCACGUGGCCUGGAGAGAGGGACAAUAUGGAGGUGAAGGGGUUUAUGGUGAAGGAGGAGGUGGAAGAGGAAGCAAUCACGACGGUGGUCGCGGUGGCGGAUGCGGAGGCUCAGCUGAGGGCACAAGCGAGCGGGCAGGAGGAGGAGCGGGUUCGCCGGCGGCGGGUCCCCUCCGAGGACAAGGUCUUCAUCUGCUCCUUCCCGGACUGCGUGGCCACGUUCAACAGGCCCUUCAAGCUCAAGGCGCACUUGCUCCGGCAUAUGGGCCAGGAGCAGGAGCGCCCUUUUAUUUGUACAUACGAAGGCUGUGGCAAAGGCUUCACGAGAGAUGCUCACCUUAAGCGCCAUUACCUUAUACACACAGGAGAAAAACCUUAUGAAUGCACGGUGCCUGGUUGCAAUGAAAAGUUCAUCACAAAAGCAAACUUGAACAAGCAUGUUAUUCGCAGGCAUCUACAAAGGAAAUAUGUAUGUGAAUUUGAAAAUUGUGGGAAGGCUUUCAAAAAGCACCAGCAGUUGAAAGUCCAUGAGUCCCAACACACUGGGGAGCCAAUCUUCAAAUGUACCCAUGAAGAUUGUGGAAAACAUUUUGCGACACCUGCUCAUCUGAAACGUCAUGGGAAAACUCACGAGGGUUAUCCAUGCAGAAAGGGGGACUGUCCAUAUGUUGGGAAAACCUGGUCGGAGCUUCUGAAACACAUGAGAUACAGUCAUACGGAACCAGUGAUUUGCAAGAUAUGUUCCAAAGAAUUCACCCGCAAAGAUUACCUCAGAAGUCACCAGAAAAUUCAUGCUGCCAACAGAGAAGUUCUAAAAUGUCCAAGGGAGAACUGUGAACGAACUUACACAACAGUGUUCAAUCUCAAGAGCCAUAUUCUUUCAUUUCAUGAAGCCAGAAGACCAUUCAGAUGUGACCAUCCUGGCUGUGGAAGAGACUUUGCAAUGAAACAAAGCCUCAUAAGGCACACAGUGAUACAUGAUCCUGAAAAGAGAAACGCCAAGUCAGUUCCAACCUUGGAGGUACUGAAGACUGAGGAAGAUUACUUCUGCUAAACUCUGCUGAAGGAGAUUGUUUCCUAGCAAAUCCAGUCUUCAUAUUUUUUUUCCAAAAGGGCUUACACCCUGGGAUAUACUACCUUUCUCACAUUUUGGGGUUGAUGGGCCCAGUCUCAAUCUCUAAGUGCUUUCUCUGAGACCACAUAGCUGUUGUUUUACCAAACCUACCAAUGGUGCUGCUUUGCUGCUUAAAGAAUAGAAAAUUAGGCAACAAUGGCCACGGAAAAGUCCUGGCCGUGGAGUAAGCUGAUACAUCUCACUGCAAUGAGGGUAUUUAAUGCUAUGAAAAAAUAGAGACCUGUGGAAACAAGCAGAUCCCCAGAAACAGUUCUAUAUGAACAAUAUCAAGGCAACAGCUUACAUAUGCCUGGCAGUUGAUGCAAAGAUAAAUUUGCACAUUCAAGAUUUGAAAAACAAAUGUGAGAAAAACUACAGGAAUAACUUGAUCCUUCAAGUAGAUUAAUUAGGCUGUCCUUAUCAUAAGGCCUCUGGAUACAAAAUUGUCCAGCCUUCGAUUUUUGGAUGAGAACUUUAAUGAAUUUAUACCCUGACUGGACUUCUGAUUUCUAGAAAAUUCAUGCCAGAAUCUGUGAAACUUAGACUUUCUAUGGAUAGCCUUCCAAAAUAUUACACUCCAAUAAUGGCUGCUUUUCAAAUUAAGGAAGGUAUGACUUUGCAAAAGGCUAUUUCUGAAAUUGGAGAAUACCAAAAUAGACAAAACUGCAUAGAAAGCAUCCAUAAAAUAAAAGUUACAGGAGAGAAAUUAGCCCAUCUGUUGGAAAAGGAUUCACAUAUUAAAGCAUCUUCUUCCUCCAGAAAAAAGGUGUGAACAAAAAUUAAAUACUCAAAGGUCAUGAGUCAGCAUUAAAUGCCACAUUCUAAGCACUUUACAUGGAACAGCCUCCUGGAUUUCAAUUUCCUAGGAAAAAGGCAUCUUGUAUGCAAACUGAAAAAGAGCAUUUAUAGUUUAUAACAGGCUGCCAGAGCAUGGACUAAGAAACUAAUCACUUUCUCCUCAAGAAGGGGUUCAUUCUAGGCACUUGAGUAUUGACAGAUGUAUAUACAAAAGGUUAAAAAAAUGAAAAUGGACUUAUAUCAUGUCUUGUGUUGAUGAUUGGAUCAUGUGCAGUCAAGACAAAGCAGACAGUAAGGAGAAAAUCCAAAAUCUCAAAGAGAAACAUUAAAAAUUUGGAAGACAUCACACACUAUGCAGAACUAUUAACUGUCUUAGCGUAAGGAAUCUCAUUACAAUGAAAAGAGUUGGCUGAUAUUUGUAAGGAACUACAGAUCACAAUCUGUUGCUAUGGCCAGCCACAGUUGAUCGCUGCAAACUUGGCAGACAGAAAAUCAACAGAAACCCGACCUUUUAUGGAGAAUCCAUAAAUUGGGCAACAAUAUACAAGUGCAUAUUCUUCCACUGGUGCUAAGUAUAUAUCAGCAAAAGGAGUGAUGAAAUACAGUGUAUGCAUAACUUCUGUACUUCAUAGUAACAGAAUCCAAGCCAAUCAUUUUAAUGCAAUAUUUCUGAGAGUAAAAAAUAAAACACCCAGGAAGAUGAUUAAUACGUUUUCACAAGGUGCAAGAGAAACUUCAAAGUGGACUUGUGCAGUUAAGGUGCUGCAUCACUGAAAUUAUGAUUGCUGAUAUCCUUCCUGUGCUUCUCCCAAAUGAGUGUUUCCAUACAUUACAAGAAGGGAUGCAAGUUGCUGAUGUGGGUACAAGAGAAUUAGAAAUGGAAUUGUUGUAAAGUCAAGCAUUUUCUCACUUCCUUUCAUUGCUGUUAGAGCAACUGGGGAUUUUAGAUAGUAUAGGGUCCCCCCUGCAUGCCUAUACUCCUUUUGAGUUCUGUAGGUCAAGUUCCCCCAUUUGCUCACCUAUCUGUAACAGUGCAUGGUCAUAUACUUUAUGUAUGUAAGUAACCAGACCAUGUGAGAAACCUAUAGGAUUGGUCAUAUAAAAACUCCCCUUCUCAUUCACAAUUUCCUCUUUGUUCUUCUCUUCCUCCUUUGUCCUCAGCUUUAAGAUGAGUUAAAAUUUUAAGCUCUCUGUGGUGCUCUUUCACCCAAUCUUUUCAUUAGUUAGUUAGGAUGUAGGGAAUUCAAAUGUAUGUACAUUAUCAAAGCAAUUAGUAAAAUUCUUUGGUUUGUAACUUUA